AAUCAUUUCAAAAUAUUUUAUAGAAAAAACAAAGGAAGUAGAGCCUCAACGGUUCUGGAAGUGGUGGAAAGUUCUGGAACCUCUACCCUCACUCUUGGGUUGGGUUUAUAUCAUUUUCUCUCUCAAGUCUUAAGCCCUAGCCUAAAAACCCUAUCUUCUGCUCCUUAUCCUCCCCUCUGCACCAUUUUAACACCAAACCCCUAAUCUUUCUCUCUCUACCCUUUUUGCUUUCAUUAUCCCAACAAAAAUGGCUUCUGCUAAUGCUAUUUCAACCACUUCUAUUCUUUCCUCGUCUAGAAAGGGGUGUUUGACGAAAGCAAUUCCUCAGCAAGCACGGAAGGUGAGCUAUAAAACUUCGAGCAGGCGGUGUGUUGUUAGAGCCUCCGCGAAGGAAAUCGCCUUUGACCAGAAUUCAAGGGCUGCCCUUCAAGCUGGCAUUGACAAACUUGCUGAUGCCGUUGGACUUACCCUUGGUCCAAGAGGGAGAAAUGUCGUCUUAGAUGAGUUUGGAAGCCCUAAGGUAGUUAAUGAUGGAGUUACCAUUGCUCGGGCUAUUGAAUUGGCUGAUGCAAUGGAGAAUGCUGGUGCUGCUUUAAUUAGGGAGGUUGCGAGCAAAACUAAUGACUCUGCUGGUGAUGGAACAACAACUGCUUCAGUUCUUGCACGUGAGAUUAUUAAACAGGGUCUUCUGAGUGUUACUUCUGGUGCCAACCCCGUGUCUUUGAAAAAAGGAAUUGAUAAAACUAUUCAAGGGUUAGUGGAGGAACUUGAAAAGAAAGCAAGGCCUGUCAAUGGUCGUGAGGAUAUCAAAGCUAUUGCUUCCAUUUCUGCUGGUAACGAUGAUUUGAUUGGAACUAUGAUUGCUGAUGCUGUUGACAAAGUCGGCCCAGAUGGUGUUUUGUCGAUUGAGUCAUCAUCAUCAUUUGAGACUACUGUUGAAGUUGAAGAAGGAAUGGAGAUUGAUAGAGGGUACAUUUCUCCUCAAUUUGUUACAAAUCCCGAAAAAGCAAUUGUUGAAUUUGAGAAUGCCAGAGUUUUGGUUACUGACCAGAAGAUCACCGCAAUAAAGGACAUUAUCCCAUUGUUGGAAAAGACUACUCAAAUGAGAGCUCCUUUGCUAAUCAUUGCCGAGGAUGUUACCGGUGAGGCAUUGGCUACACUUGUUGUAAACAAGCUACGAGGUAUUAUCAAUGUUGCCGCUAUCAAAGCACCGGGUUUUGGUGAGAGGAGAAAGGCCAUGCUUCAAGAUAUUGCUAUCCUGACAGGUGCGGAGUUUCAGGCCAGUGAUUUAGGAUUGUUGGUCGAGAACACAUCCGUUGAGCAGCUCGGUAUAGCAAGGAAGGUUACAGUCACUAAGGAUUCAACCACCCUCAUUGCUGACGCUGCAUCUAAAGAUGAGCUUCAAGCUAGGAUUGCGCAACUUAAGAAAGAAUUAUUCGAGACUGAUUCAGUCUAUGAUUCUGAAAAACUCGCUGAGAGGAUUGCGAAAUUGUCUGGAGGUGUUGCGGUUAUUAAGGUUGGUGCAGCCACAGAGACUGAGCUUGAGGAUCGUAAAUUGCGAAUUGAGGAUGCAAAAAAUGCUACUUUUGCUGCCAUAGAGGAGGGUAUUGUGCCCGGUGGUGGUGCUGCUCUCGUCCAUCUCUCAACUUCUGUUCCUGCUAUCAAGGAAAAGCUGGAGGAUGCUGAUGAACGUUUGGGCGCUGACAUUGUACAGAAGGCACUAAUAGCACCAGCAUCUCUGAUUGCAUACAAUGCUGGAGUUGAAGGAGAGGUGGUCGUAGAGAAGGUGAUGUCAAGCGACUGGGAAAUCGGUUAUAAUGCAAUGACCGACACGUACGAGAACUUGGUAGAGUCUGGUGUGAUCGACCCUGCUAAGGUGACAAGAUGUGCCCUGCAGAAUGCUUCUUCUGUUGCCGGAAUGGUAUUGACUACACAAGCGAUCGUUGUGGAGAAACCCAAGGCUAAAGCCGCUGCUGCAGCCGCUGCUCAAUCAGGUUUAACUGUAUAAGCAAUUUUUAGGGUCGUUUAGGCUAUGAAACGAUAGGAGGUCAAUAAUCCAUGGGUUUUGGUAGUGAUUUGUAUCAAAAGUUUUGUAUUGAGAAUAACUAAUAUUUGAUCCAAAAGAGUUGGUUUUUGAUUUUGAA
Molecule: messenger RNA, 2144 nt
Organism: Amaranthus tricolor (Joseph's coat)
Lineage: Eukaryota; Viridiplantae; Streptophyta; Magnoliopsida; Caryophyllales; Amaranthaceae
Product: ruBisCO large subunit-binding protein subunit alpha
Exons: 8
Coding region: 248-2008 (586 amino acids)
Biological process (GO): protein refolding
Molecular function (GO): ATP binding; ATP-dependent protein folding chaperone
Source: RefSeq, a predicted model, not a curated record